GGACACCGGUCUCUUUACCAUCAUCAUCUUCAUCAGUAGGGUUAGUCGCGUUCUCUGAGUGAGUGUGUGUGUGUAUGUGUGUGCGCCUCGCGCCUGCUGGACCCGCCCCAUCCUCCUCACCGCUAUUGUUGGCUCUGCUCAGGAACCUUCACACACACUCACUCACACACACACACUCACACCGAGCUGUCUGCACAGGGAGAGGGGUCUGAGCGCACGAGCAAGCUUAACACUGGAUCUUAUUCAUUUUCCACAUUUUCCUCAUCAUCACUUUCAUCACCAUCUUCUUCUCCAUCAUCAUCUUCAUCAUCAUCAAGACGUUCACCAUCAUCAUCAGUGGGUUCACCUUCUUCUCGGACACAGAGGACACACUGCUAAGGAGGGGUGUGGGGGGGCUGUGUGUGCACGUGAGGGGGGUGGGCAGGGAGAGAGAGAAAGGUGAGAGAGCUCGCGAGGAGAUCAGAGGAGGAGAGGAGAGGUGUUCGCGCUCAGGUUGGGUGUAGCAGAAUGGCUGUAGCUCUAUAGAAAGAAGAGUGUGUAUGCAUGUGUGUGUGUAUGUAUGUAUGUGCAAGGUAGAUAAUGUGAGUGUGUAAGUGUGAGUGAUGGACGCUCGCUCUCUCGCGCGUCUCCGCCCUGUGCGCGUGUGUGAAGCAGAGAGAGAGAGAGAAACAGGGCGGUAGAGAGACACUGCGUUAGACCGACAGAGCGGCGGAGUGAUGGAGCGGUGCGUUCCCGCGCUCUCGGUGUGUGUGAGCGCGCUCUCGCUGCUCCUCCUCCUCCUUGCGCUCUGCUCGGACCACUGGUACGAGACGGACACGCGCAACCACAAGCGGAACUGUGACCGGAAGGGCUCGGACUCCAACGACCAGAAGAACCGCGACAUGCCCAUCUACCACCUGCCCCUGGUGGAGGGAGGGACGGCGGGGGCAGUGGUGGGGAGCACGCGGCGCGGGGGGGCGCUCGCGAGGCCCAUCCACGUGGGUAGCACUGAGGAGGAGCUGCUGGAGAACUGGCGCGCGAUCGCAGGAUUGGGAAUACUGGAGACGGAGUGUGGGAGACCGCUGUUCCCCACCCACUCAGGCCUGUGGAGGAAGUGCUACUUCCGGGGGCGGGACCAAGACAUAGACACCCUAAUUAACAAAGGUAUUGCCGACCGCUGCACUUCUGUCAAAUACCAUUUCUCUCAGCCCAUCCGGCUCCGGAACAUUCCACUCAACCUAACCCGGACCAUCCAGCAGGAUGAGUGGCACCUUUUACAUCUGCGGCGGAUCACGGCUGGGUUCCUGGGCAUGGCGGCGGCGGUGCUGCUGUGUGGAUCCAUCGUGGCUGCAGUCGGAUUUUUCUGGGAGGAAAGUCUGACCCAACAUGUGUCCGGCCUGCUCUUCCUAAUGGUAUUUUCUGCACUAUUUCUCUCUGUACGUAUGCGGCGAGUAUAUCGUAUGACCUGGCCCGAAACCCUCCGUUUAUUUAUGGGCUUCCAGAGGACGUGGAUCACGGGUAUGGCUGGUCCAUCUACAGUGCUUGGGUCAGUCUGGGCCUGACAGUGGCAUCCGGCUGCUUCUGCACCACCUACCCCUUCCUGAGCCGCAGCAAAUCCCUUCGCUCCAAAACUGCACGCGAGUCUGCCGUGUGAGUCACAGCGCCCCCGCAGGACCGGAGGAGCCACAGUUUUGGUCAGAGCUGUGCCGGACACUUCACUGGACUUCAGUCCCCACUGUACUCUCAAACACCCCUGUGUGAAGGCGUGCGAGUUUGCCACCUAGUGUUCAGAAGGGGUUCAGCCAACUCCUCAUAGACACACACACACAGAUAAAAACACAAAGACACAGACACAGAGUAGGUGUGAAUAUGGGUUGUGAGAUGGGACAGUUCUGUAGUUUGUCGUUUGUGGGUCAUUUGUCGUGAUUCUGUGAUUUGAGAUUUUUCUCUCUCUCUCACACACAAACACACACACACACAUACAUACACACACCAACCAAAACAAAAAGUUGGACUUUACUGUGCUGAACUCCUCACUGAUUUCUGUGGUCAGAUGGAACUGAACUUUCUGACCCAGUGUUCUGUAAAUGUGAUGCUUUAUUUCAGAACAAAUAUGAGAUUAUUAUAAUGAGAUUAUGAUGAAGUGUAGCAAGGUGAUGAAUAAUGUGUUCAUAAUGAGAUUCUAAUAAGAAAAUAUAUUAAGAUUUGCUAUUAAGAGGAUGACGUUAUGGCAAUGAUGGGAUAGUAAUUUAGAAUGAGGUGAUUUUUAAUGAGUUCACGAUAAUGAGAUGUAAUGAGAAGAUGGAAAUGAGUUUAUAAUGAUGAGCUAAUGUAUUGAGUUUGUGAUAACGUGAUGGAAUUUAGGUAACAAUGUGAGAUGAUGAAAAUGAGCUUACAAUAAUGAUUUAAUAAGGUAAUGGUAAUGUUGAUGAUAAUGAAGUGACACAACAAGAAUAUGGUAAUGAUGUUAUAUUGAUAACUAGGAGAUGGUCAUGAGUUUAUGAUAAUCGUAUGAUCAUAAUGAGGAGAUGGUAUAGGUAUAUUGAUAAUAAUGUAAUGGUAUUGAGGAGAUGAUUAGAAGAAGAUAAUGAAGUGAUAAAAAGGCAAUGAUAACGAGGUGAUGGUAAUGUGAAGAUAAUGAAGCGAUGAUGGUCAGUUAUUACUCUUUUGUUUUGCACAGAAUAAACACAUACAGAGUUAAUAAUGUUACAGUAUUAAUGUACACGUUAACGCCACGUAGACGAUCUGCAGUGUUGAUAUUAAUCUGAUUUUGAGGAAUUCUAAAUGAACACCGCUUCACUCGGCCACACUUUCACUCCUGUGGAACUUUCACUUCUCUGGAGUUCUGCACAGAACCCAGCGAGACGUUCUGAAGUGUUAUCCGACUGCGGGCUUGAGUUCCUAUGCUGUUCCUGACAGUGUAAAUAAAGUUCAGUAUGAGAACGGA
Molecule: messenger RNA, 2926 nt
Organism: Astyanax mexicanus (Mexican tetra)
Lineage: Eukaryota; Metazoa; Chordata; Actinopteri; Characiformes; Acestrorhamphidae
Gene: tmem178a
Product: transmembrane protein 178a
Exons: 4
Coding region: 717-1541 (274 amino acids)
Biological process (GO): negative regulation of osteoclast differentiation; regulation of cytosolic calcium ion concentration
Cellular component (GO): endoplasmic reticulum membrane
Source: RefSeq, a predicted model, not a curated record